GAUAUGAUCGCUAUACAUGAUAUAUUUUAGGAAGAAAUUGGCAAAGAAGAUAUUAUGUGCUCUUGAAGAAUGAAGUUUUUCAGCUGCCAGCACUGUGCCCUCCCCCAGCUCUGUGCAGGGCCAGUAUCUCCCACAGGGCAGCCUCACGGCCUUCAUUGCCUCUCUCCAGCCAGCUCCAGCACUACAGGACAGAGAUUGGAAUUAAAUGUUACGUGGAAAAAAGCCAACAUGGCAUUCUGUUAAGAAGAUAGACAACCUAAGUGAUGUCUAUCCUGCUUCAAAGAAAAAACUCAGGAGGCUGUACAUUCAUUUAGAGCAGAGUAGACGGAACCUCCUAUGCUCUGGCUUGGGAACCAGGAGGAAUCACUGACUGAGAUUUGCCAACCAGACCUCUAUGCUUGCUUUGACCAGAUCAAGUUCUUUAAGUGACUUUUCCUGGUCUCAAAGAAAGCUUGUUACUGUGGAGAAGCAGGAUAAUGAAACAUUUGGAUUUGAAAUUCAGUCUUACAGGCCCCAGAAUCAGAAUGCCUGCUCCUCGGAAAUGUUCACUUUGAUAUGCAAAAUACAGGAGGACAGCCCAGCUCACUGUGCUGGCCUGCAAGCUGGUGAUGUCCUUGCAAAUAUCAAUGGUGUGAGCACAGAAGGUUUUACCCACAAACAAGUCGUCGACCUGAUCAGAUCGUCUGGAAACCUGCUAACGAUAGAGACUCUUAGUGGAACAAUGAUUCUGCAAAGAACGGAGCUUGAAGCAAAGCUGCAGGUUUUAAAGCAAACCUUGAAACAAAAAUGGGUGGAGUACAGAUCUCUGCAGUUACAGGAACAUCGUCUGCUUCAUGGUGAUGCAGCUAACUGCCCCAGCUUGGAAAACAUGGACUUGGAUGAAUUGUCUUUGUUCGGACCCCUGCCUGGGCCAGGCCCAGCCCUGGUGGACCGGAACCGAUUAUCCAGUGAGAGCAGCUGUAAGAGCUGGCUGAGCUCCAUGACGAUGGACAGUGAAGAUGGCUACCAGACGUGUGUGUCUGAGGACUCCAGCAGGGGUGCCUUCAGUCGGCAGACGAGCACAGAUGAUGAGUGCUUUAUCCCCAAGGAGGGGGAUGAUUUUCUGAGGAGGUCAUCUUCAAGGAGGAACCGGAGCAUCAGUAACACCAGCAGCGGAUCCAUGUCUCCCUUGUGGGAGGGCAACUUAUCGAGCAUGUUUGGGACCCUGCCCCGGAAGAGCAGAAAGGGAAGUGUCCGAAAGCAACUCUUGAAAUUUAUCCCUGGCCUUCAUCGUGCUGUGGAAGAGGAAGAAAGUCGCUUUUGACGGACUGUGGUGUCUUUUCAAAUUAGCUUAUUUCACAAAUAUCUCUAGACUCACCCAGAUCCCAGCUUGGUGGGAAAGUGCAGAAGAAUUGCAAAACUGACAUCCCAUUUCACAGCAAUAGUGACCUUUAUUUAAAUUGUUGUGUCAUAGUUUUUGCUUCUUAAAUCAUUUUUCAACCUAAACAGCUCAAUUUCUAAGCAGAUGGAAACUAAAUAAUAAGUUAAUUAAUAUAACAAAGAUGCAAGUGCCUGCACAUUCCAGUACUGUCUUUGAAAGCAAAACUAAUAUUUAUUUUCUAGAUUAUCCCUGUGAAUAAUUGAGAACUUUUUGGAGUCAAGUAUGAAUAAAGGUUUGGCAGAAUAUAAUAAUCUGGACUAUUUUCUAUAGGAUAAUUGGUGGGUUAUAAAAUCUUAGGUUUGCUUAUGCCCAGUAGCUCCUGGGGAGGCUUAAUAAUAGGCAAUUUUGAAUUUGUUCAAACCUGUAACGGCUUGUAAACAAAGAUGACCAGCCCUUUCUCACAUUUAUAGUGAUAAUAAAGCAGGAAGUAUAAGAUUUAAUAGGAGGGGUGUUAAGGUUCAUGAGAACCAUGGAAAGAUAUGGUCUGAGAUGGGUGCUGCAAAGAUCAUAAUAAAGUCAUUUUUAUAGUCAGUCUAAACAAAA
This is a messenger RNA of Nomascus leucogenys (northern white-cheeked gibbon), 1963 nucleotides long. It is a transcript of the gene CYTIP, whose product is annotated as cytohesin 1 interacting protein. The transcript has 11 exons. The record is from RefSeq and is a predicted model, not a curated record. NCBI's taxonomy places the organism in Eukaryota, Metazoa, Chordata, Mammalia, Primates, Hylobatidae. Bases 395 to 1303 code for a protein of 302 amino acids. Gene Ontology annotation, cellular component: cell cortex. Gene Ontology annotation, biological process: regulation of cell adhesion. Gene Ontology annotation, molecular function: protein binding.